This is a messenger RNA of Marasmius oreades (fairy-ring Marasmius), 585 nucleotides long. RefSeq lists its product as uncharacterized. Lineage: Eukaryota; Fungi; Basidiomycota; Agaricomycetes; Agaricales; Marasmiaceae. The coding region runs from base 1 to 585 and encodes 194 amino acids. The transcript has 3 exons. The record is from RefSeq and is a predicted model, not a curated record.
AUGACUCGGACACAACCACCACAACUUCCAUCAAUCACUUCACAGGGCGCUCCGCCGGCAAGCACAGUCACUACGCCCAUAACAAGUGUACCCCCUUCCUCAACCCCGAGCACGACACCUCUCGCCCAAACCACAACUUCCGGUGUCGACCAUUCCAAUGUUGGCGGUGGUCGACCAGUUGCUAUCGGUGCUAUUGCCGGUGGCGUAGUGGGUGGCGUGCUUGCCACGCUUGCGAUCGCCACCUUUGUCUUCUACAUCUUGAAGCGAAGGAACAAGAAGAUGAAUUAUAUUCUCGAUCCCACCCCCUAUUUAGAUACUUCCGGUUCCGACGCACCUGACAUGGAUAUUAGGGAACGGAAGAUGCAGAUGCUCGGACAAAGGGAACACCUUGAACGUGAAUUGGAGGCGUACGAACAAGUAACCCAAAACUCGAGCUCAGGAACUGGGGCUGUUCCCGAUGGCAUCAAUGGAUCAAAUCCGGGUGAUAUCGCGCAAGUAUUACGUCGUAUGGAAGUUUUAACACAGAGGAUAGCAACUUUGGAAGAAGGAAUGGCACCACCUGAUUACAGCUCUGGCACCGCUUGA